This is a messenger RNA of Helianthus annuus (common sunflower), 1302 nucleotides long. RefSeq names its product protein CUP-SHAPED COTYLEDON 2. The coding region runs from base 128 to 940 and encodes 270 amino acids. The record is from RefSeq and is a predicted model, not a curated record. Gene Ontology annotation, molecular function: DNA binding. Lineage: Eukaryota; Viridiplantae; Streptophyta; Magnoliopsida; Asterales; Asteraceae. The transcript is spliced from 3 exons. Gene Ontology annotation, biological process: regulation of DNA-templated transcription.
AUUCGAUGAAUCUCCAUAAACGCCACCCCCACCCCUAUAUAUACAUCACAAAUUUCACUUAAUUCGUUGUUACACUAAAAGCAGAUUGUCAUUUGGAGUUUUUACAACAGCAGUGUGUGGUGGUUCUAUGGAAGCUUUCAGCCCGUUUUUUGAUCGUACCACUGAAUCUUGUUUACCACCGGGAUUCAGAUUCCAUCCUACUGAUGAAGAGCUCAUCACAUGUUACCUCUUAAAGAAAGUGCUUGACGGGAGCUUCACCGGCCUGGCAUUCGCCGACGUUGAUCUCAACAAAUGUGAACCCUGGGAUCUUCCACGAAAGGCAAAGAUGGGAGGAAAAGAAUGGUAUUUUUUCAGUCUCCGGGACCGGAAGUACCCAACGGGGCUGAGGACAAAUCGAGCAACAGAGGCCGGAUACUGGAAGGCGACCGGAAAAGACCGGGAGAUCUACAGCUCAAAGACAUCGGCACUGGUGGGGAUGAAGAAAACCCUAGUGUUCUACCGUGGUAGGGCUCCAAAAGGGGUAAAAAGCAACUGGGUGAUGCAUGAAUACCGUCUUGAAGGAAAAUUUGCAUAUCAUUUGCUCUCAAACAACUCCAAGGACGAAUGGGUGAUCUCUCGAGUUUUCAGCAAAACUGGCCUCAAACCUGCCACCGGCAACAGUGUUGAGAACAAAUGGUUGCCAGUCGAGCCAAGCUGUUCAUCCACGGUUACCGCGUCACUCCCACCGCUCCUCGACACAACCGUUUCAAAACCGCAUGUACCCUGUUUCUCCACAGCCUCAACCACUCAAACUCUCUUCGACUUCCCACCACCGGAGCCUCUGACGUCAUACUCUUCAGUGGCACCACCCAUGCACGACGGAGAAGAAACAAGCAACUACGGCGAACACUGCAAGCAGAAACCGGGGCCCACGGAGUUGGACUGCAUAUGGAGCUUCUGAACAAAGGCGGCGGGGGCUUUAAAUGUGUUGUUGAUCGAUCAAUUUGUGGUGUUUUUCAUCGGGGUUUUAGGGUAUUGAAUGUGUGAAUUAAGUGUGGUAGGACGUUAUAUUAUGAGUGGUGUACGUUAGUAUGGUGUAGUCGGUUUUUAUAUGAAUUUGGUCUUUGGUGGGCAUACGUUGUACCUGUUUUCUAAGUGGUUUAGUGUAGGAUAACCUAUUUAUGACCUUGUACUUUGUCUUGCAUUUUUGGAACCUAUUAGUUAUGAUCACUACUAAUCGCUUGCUGUAUUUACACAAUCUUCGAUUGUAAAGUUUUGUUUUCGGUGGAUAUAUAAUAGGUGUCAUGAAGUUUAUAUUAUAAA